CUUUGCUCCUUGAAAAGCGCCCUGGUGCAUUGAGUCGUUGUUUUCCUGGGCGACUUCAAGUGCAGUUUUUGUCAUUUCUCGAUAUGGCGCAAUUCACUAUGGGUAGCUUUGCCCGCUGGUCGAGCAGCAUGCGCCUGUCGGUGGCCACUCAAACUCGCAGUUAUGCCUCAAAAUCAGCAAUCCCAAAAUUCUCCUCGACCUCUUCCCCCGAACUUGAUCAGCUCCUCUACCGAUUCCGUGAAGACCGCUUCAUCCCAUCAGGCCUGCCGAACCAGCAACGCCGAAAUAUGUUCAAGGAGAAGCACAGGCAGCGACUGGAGGACGAGCCGAUUACCGUGGCAAUUAGUGAGACGGAAGACUUCACAUUGCGACCCAUGAGAAUCAAUGAGUUGCCGACGAAAAAGGACGCCUACGAGGUUCUGCGGCUCAUUGCUGCCACAAACGAAUGGAAGGCCCUCGUGCCCUUCUUGAGUGGCAUGUACAUGUCAAACCUAAGGCUCAACACCAACCGUUUUGCACAGAUCGUUCGCAAGGCCAGCGAGGCCGGCAAGCUCCCCGUCAUCAUGGAAUGUAUCCGCCAGGGACAUCGCACCGGUUUCCACCUUCGCGACUUGACAGUCGUGCAACGCCUCUUCUACGACAUCCACAUUCUUGCACAAAGCGCCGACUUCAAGGGGCCUGCCGUUACCAAGGCACUGAACAUGGCGAAGCAGGCGGUGGAUUUGAUGGAUCAAGAUGUUGAGACGCACACCUCCCUCGCCAGGGCCGAGAACCCCAAGCACCAGCCCUUCGUUAUCGGCACGCUUCUUGAGCUCAGUGCUGCCCGUGCGAUCAACGAGUUUGGUGGUAAGGACCAGGCCAACGAGGUUUUGAGCUAUGCGCGCAAGUUGGUCGUCUCCUGGCCAAUCGUCAAGGAGCAAGGCGAGCUGGCGGGUGGAGUUAGCUCUGCUUCGGAGCGGGCCCAGCAGAUCAUUGCUGUCUACAAUGGAUUGCGGCUGAGCCUCUCCAUCCACGGACUAGCCCUCGACAACACUCUCCACGACUCUGUGACGGCGUGCCUGACUGAGGCAAAAACCGAGCUGGAGAGUCUUGUUGACACCGUGGAGCAGACCCACGUUCAGGAGUCUGUGCGCACUAUUCUUAACGCAUAAUCGCCCCGGUCGAGGAUAGUGGCAGGGCCUACUUGCAUGUGUAUAUUAGUUUUAUUUCGACAUUGGAGCCAACCUUGUACUUCACUAAAUGAACAUUGAAUUACUC
Messenger RNA from Penicillium subrubescens, 1257 nucleotides. RefSeq lists its product as uncharacterized. The record is from RefSeq and is a predicted model, not a curated record. Bases 84 to 1151 code for a protein of 355 amino acids. The transcript has 2 exons. Lineage: Eukaryota; Fungi; Ascomycota; Eurotiomycetes; Eurotiales; Aspergillaceae.